GAUACAAUAAUAAAUACGUAUUCUCUUUCAGUGAUGAGCAGCCAUCUCGCGUUUCUAUUAGCCAUUUCCAACUAAGUGCUGUGCUGGGCCAAGGAGGUUUUGGAAAAGUGUAUCUGGGAAAAUACAAAGCAACAGGCAAACUGUUUGCCAUCAAGACCUUAAAAAAGCGAGAAAUGACUUCCUCAAUUAAAUUGAACAGUGCUCUGAUGGAGAAGGAGAUUCUUCUUUUGGCCAAACAAGAGCAACAUCCGUUCCUCACUGGAUUGUUUGCCUCGUUCCAAACAGAGCAUCACGUUUGCCUCGCCAUGGAUUUAGCGGCUGGAGGCGAUUUAACAAAAGUCAUUGAUCAUCCGGAAUUCAACUAUAAAGCAGCAAUAUUUUACUCUUCGUGCAUUGUUCUGGGCUUGGAAUUCCUCCAUGAACACAACGUCAUUCAUAGAGAUUUAAAGCUUGACAAUGUCCUCUUGGAUGCAUCCGGAUAUAUAAAAAUCACAGACUUUGGCCUUUGCAAAAAAGGAAUGGGCGUUGGAGUCUUAACCACAAGCCCUGCUGGAACUCCUUAUUAUACUGCUCCAGAGAUAUUGAAACGGGAGCCCUAUGGAAGAGCAGUAGACUGGUGGUCUGUAGGAGUGAUGCUUUAUUACAUGGUGCUUCACAGGUUCCCCUUUAACGGACUGAACAUGGAGCAUCUGUUUGAAUUUAUCAAGUAUUCGAGGGCGAUUUUUCCACCGAAAGUCCCUGCUGAUUUCUCUUCCACAACAAAAGGAGUAAGUUUAAAUCCUGUCAUCAUCAUCAUGUGAUCGGCUUCUGUUUGGGGUUUCUUACUCAGAGAUCAUUCAUUUCACUUGUGCUCUUUCUGUACAACGUAUAUUUGCUCUCACCUUCACCUGUACAAUUCAUUGUUGAGAGG
Messenger RNA from Xenopus laevis (African clawed frog), 910 nucleotides. RefSeq names its product serine/threonine-protein kinase N1-like. Lineage: Eukaryota; Metazoa; Chordata; Amphibia; Anura; Pipidae. Bases 174 to 800 code for a protein of 208 amino acids. The record is from RefSeq and is a predicted model, not a curated record. The transcript is spliced from 7 exons.